AUGGACGGAGGAGAAACAACGGAGGUGCCAGUUUCCCAGUGCACUCCACAUCAGCAGAAGCAUCACUUACUACCCCUCACAGACAAGGCCCAUCCCCCCAGCCACCUGUGCUCCCAAAGAGGGCACCAAGGAGAGCGCCAACCCACACCCUGCAUCAAGCAGCAGACAGGCAACAUGGACUUUAUGACCGUCCGGACCAGGGCAGUCAGGAAUGCAGGGAAGCGCAGCAUCAGCAGAUCGGCGCUCCAGCCCCCAAACCCCAGCCUCCCCCUGUGGCACCGCGCUGCAGAGCUCUGUACCAAGUACAUUGGUCAGGACACGAUGUGA
Molecule: messenger RNA, 327 nt
Organism: Knipowitschia caucasica
Lineage: Eukaryota; Metazoa; Chordata; Actinopteri; Gobiiformes; Gobiidae
Source: the annotation of a GenBank genome assembly